AUGCCGGAUGCAGUUAAUGCAAUUAUGAAAAAUCAAUCUAUGAACGAUUUUAUCGAUAGUUUACCAGACGUUGCUACUGCUACAAAAAUGAUAAAAGAUAUUUCAUAUAUUAAGCAGCAAGGUGGUUUUGUGAUGCGUAACUGGUUAAGUAAUAAUCCAAUUGUUCUUAAUGAUAUGCCAAAAGAGACUUUAAAUGACAUGGCGAUACGGUUUAAUGUCGAAUCCCAGGCAGAACGAACGCUUGGGCUUUUGUGGUUUCCCGCGAGUGAUAUGUUCGGGUUCGAUCUUUCGUUAAAGCGUAUACCGAGUGAUAUUUUACAACUAUCACGAAAACCGACUAAGCGUGAAGUUCUUCGCAUUAUAAUGUCUGUAUAUGAUAUUCAUGGUUUUUUAGCUCCUUUUACGAUAAAAUCUAAAAUGUUAAUGCGCGAAAUAUGGAAUGUAGGUAUAAAGUGGGAUCAGGAAAUAACAGAUAGUCUAUUUGUUUUAUUUAAAGAUUGGAUUUCGCAGUUACAAGAAAUGAGUUACGUUCGAAUCCCGCGCUGGUAUUUCUAUAGCGACGAUUCUGUCGGUGUGAAUGAGAAGAACGGCCGCACCGUAAACGACAAUGAGACGUCGUUGCAGUUACAUAUUUUUUGUGAUGCAUCUCCAUGCGCAUACGCAUGUGUUGCUUAUUGGCGUAAACAAGACAGCAACUGCGUACAGGUGUCAUUCAUUGCGAGUAAUAGUCGCGUAGCGCCGUUAAAACCGUUAACUAUGCCUAAACUCGAACUUCAAGGUGCGUUAUUAGCAUGUCGCUUGGCAGACUAUAAAAAAGGAGCAUAG
This is a messenger RNA of Parnassius mnemosyne (clouded apollo), 825 nucleotides long. The record is from the annotation of a GenBank genome assembly. NCBI's taxonomy places the organism in Eukaryota, Metazoa, Arthropoda, Insecta, Lepidoptera, Papilionidae.